Molecule: messenger RNA, 819 nt
Organism: Candidula unifasciata
Lineage: Eukaryota; Metazoa; Mollusca; Gastropoda; Stylommatophora; Geomitridae
Source: the annotation of a GenBank genome assembly
GUUGGUGCCUUCGCCGCCUGCUGCCUGGCCAGACGGGGUUAUCAAGUGGAUGUUUACGAGAGGAGGACAGAUGCCCGGAGCCUAGAGCCGGAGCCUGGCCGCAGCAUUAGCGUGGACAUCUCUUGUCGAGGUUGGGAGGCCUUGAACUUGCUCGGCCUGUGUCAGCAGUUGGAAACCAGGGGAGUCCGUGUUUGGGCUCGCAUGAUCCACGACCGACAGGGUAACAAGACACGCAUCAAUUACGGCAAUAAACACCAGAAUAUCAUAGUCUUCAAGCGACAGUUGCUGAACCAGGUGUUGGUCGAAGCCGCAGAGAGGUGUGCCAAUGUGAGGCUGUUGUUUUCGCACAAGCUGGUCAGCUGUAACUUGGACACUGGGGAGGUCAUCAUAGACAGAGAACAUGGAGACCCAGUCCGAACAAAGGUGGAUCUGAUCAUUGGCGCAGAUGGGGCUUUUUCCAUGGUAAGGCAACAGAUGAUGAUGAAGUUGAGCAGAUUCGACUACCAGCAAAUGUUCAUUCCUCACGGAUAUAUGGAGCUUCGAAUCCCGGCCACGGAUGACUGCCAGUUUGCCAUGGAAGCAGGUUACCACCACCUUUGGCCUCGGGACCAAUACAUGAUGAUUGGCCAGCCUAACGAGGACAAGUCCUACACCGUGGUGCUGGUGAUGCCUUUCGCCAUGUACGACUCCAUUACCUCGGAGCAACAGCUGCUGGAACUCUUCAGAAGAGAUAUGCCGGAUGUUCUCCCCUUGAUCGGCGAAAAAACGCUCCUAUCCAGAUUUUUUUCACAGAAACUUCGCCCUCUGAUAUCAACAAAG